GGUGGAAAGGAGAGAGGCGUUGGAGUUCAGUCAGCUCUUCUAAACUGAGAGAGUCCACGCUGCAGCCCGCCUGCUCUCAUUGGCUCUCUCCUCCAUCCCUGCAUCCUCUAACUCAUGAUACAACUUCCACUUCAGCUCCAACUCAGCGGCUGUAGAGCCUUUUCCGAAACACUCUCUCUCUCUCUCGCUGCCUCUCUCUUGCACUCGUCCAUGUGGGAGGAGAGUAAUUCAGUCUCUGGGCCUGUUGAACAGUCGCUGAGCAGCAGGAGAGAGAGAGACAGAGAGGCAGAGAGGCAGAAAUUGAUCAGUGUUUGGAACGCUCAUCGUUUUCUGUUUGUCGCUCAUUGUGGAGCUCAGGGAGGAGAUGGACGGGAAGAGUUGGAUGGAGAGAUUAGCGAGGAGUGAAUGUGAGCUGGAUGAUAGCUGGUACUAUAAGGACGACAAGAGAGUGCUAUGUGCAGACAGAGUGGGCCAGAUGACGAAGACCUACAAUGACAUCGAUGCCGUCACACGUCUGUUGGAGGAGAAAGAGAGAGAUUUGGAGCUGGCUGCAAGAAUCGGCCAGUCGCUCCUCAAGAAGAACAGAACUCUGACAGAGCAGAAUGACUAUCUGGAGGAACGAGUCGGACAAAUCACUGAGGAGGUGGCCCAGCUGCACCAUGAGCUGAACCUGAAGGAUGAGCUGCUGCAGUUUUACACCAAUGCAGCCGAGGAGAGCGAAGAUGAGUCCAGCAGCUCCCCGACGGGCAAGAAAUGCAAAGUGGAAACAGCAGGAGGCUUCGUGAGCGACACACUCCAGAGGAAACUCAAAGACCUGGAGGAGGAGAACCUGUCGCUCCGCUCAGAGGCUAACCAUCUGAAGUCAGAGACGGAAACAUACGAGGAAAAGGAGCAGCAGCUGGUCAAUGACUGUGUCAAUGAACUCAGGUUGUCCAGCCUGCAGAUCUCUGCCAUAGCGGAGGAACUGGCUCGUAAGACGGAGGAUGCUGCCCGACAGCAGGAGGAGAUCACACACCUCCUCUCUCAGAUAGUAGAUCUGCAAAAGAAAGCCAAAUCAUACGCGGUGGAGAACGAGGAGCUCUCUCAACACCUGGUGGCAGCUAAAGACGCCCAAAAGCAGCUCACAGCGGAGCUCCAGGAGCUGGAGGAGAAAUAUUCAGAGUGUAUAGAGAUGCUGCAUGAAGCCCAGGAGGAGCUGAAGAACCUGAGGAACAGGAACUACCCUGCGGGAACACCCCGACGCUUCCAUCCCCUGGGCCUGUACCCCAUGGUGAGGGACCACAUGUGUCCAUCUGCGUGUGUGUACAUGAAAUCAUCCUUCAGUCCUUCACAAGUUUUCCUGUUGCAGGAUUCUCUGGCAGCUGAGAUCGAGGGAACAAUGAGGAAGGAGCUGAGUCUGGAUGAUCCUGAGUGUGAGGAACAGAAGAGCCAUCGGAAGCGUGUGUUUGAGACGGUUAAGAACGUCAACCAGACAGUCCGCCAGCGUUCUCUGACUCCGACCAACUCCAACAUCCCGGGCUCCAACCAGUCUCUGUCGGCUCGCACUUCGCCACAGUCCAGCGGCCUCUCGACACCUCACUCUAGCGUGUAUGGAGGUGACAGCAGCGGAGACGGCAUCGGCAUCGCCCUAGACAACCGCACGCAGAGUAUCCUGAUGGAGACGGCAUCCAAUCAGGAUAGCAGCAGCACGGAGGGCCGAGAGAAGAAGGCCAGCGGGGCCGAGGACCUGCGGCUCGCCCUGCGCCGCCUGUCUCUGAGACGACAAAACAACCUGAGCGAGAGGCGCUUCUUUGAAGAGGAGAGGGACCGCAGACGGGGAGGACACGGAGGUCUACACGAUACUGAGAAUGUGAUGACUCCUUCAGAAAGCAUCAUGUCCCUCGGGAACCUCCACAUUUGGGCCUCACGCGGGCCCUACCUCCCUGACAAACUCCAGAUCGUCAAACCGCUUGAAGGCUCUGCCACCCUGCAUCACUGGCAGCAGUUAGCGCAGCCUCACCUCGGGGUGAUUCUGGACGCCAGGCCAGGAGUCGUGCCAAAGGGCUACAGACCCCUCGAACUGGAGCUGGAGCAGGUGUAUCCAUGGGGUAGCUUUGAGGAGGAAGAGCCAGGGGAGCAGUACUUCCAGAAUCUGCCCACCUCCACGGCCUCCGCCUCACCAGCCGUUUCCUCCACCUCCAGCACCGCCGACACCAACCUCGGGCAGACUCCACCCACCCUCGCUCCACCAUCUCCCCCCUCACCAUCGCCGUCGCCACAUCUCAGCAACACUGACGUCCUGGCUGCGUACUACCCCGGUAAAUGCAUGGCCCACACCAGCUCUACCUACACCUUCACAACCUGUCGAAUCCUCCACCCGACUGAUGAGCUGACGCGGGUCACGCCAAGCCUAAACCCAGUCCCAGCGUCGUCCUCCUGCGUGAUGACCAGCACUCUGUUGGGUACUCCCGCCGUCACACCCUGCACCCCCCGCAGGCUCAGUCUCAGGCCGUCCGAAUCCUCAACGAACCUCAGAGAAGCAACACGCACCACCAGCACCUCCCUUGGGUUAGUGCGCCUCCUCCAGGAGAGAGGGAUCUCAGCAGCGAUGUAUCACCAGAGCCAGGGCCAGGAGUACGGUCAGGGCAACGGAGGAGUCUUAUUCAGCACUUCCAUCGCUCCCAACCGAGCACCCAACCCCGACACUUUGCGUCCCUCCACCCCUCCCAACUCGCCCACAGGACCGGGCGCUUCAGCCGUGCCGACCCCAGUGGGCUUCGACUUCAAGAGCCCGUCCUACGACAACUUCCUGGCCUCCAAACCGGCCCGCUCCAUUCUGAAGGAGGUGACGGGGAGGAUGAGGGGCAGGCAGAGAGGGAGGGACUGCGAAAGUCAGACGGACGUUAGCGUGACAGUCCACAACCUCAACCUGCUGGACAAGGUGAAGCGGCUGGGUGUGGCUGGAGCUUCAGGGGGCAGAGCAGUGAGUCCCAGCCCCAUCCUGGGGCCUCUGGGCGGGCUGCGCAGAUCCGGCUCCCCUUUUGGGCCUGAUGGAAUGAGGAGGAACCGGAGUUAUCCAGCUAUGGUUGGUGCUAGCAUGGCCAUGAAAGCCCCGGGGCCCCAGGAGUAAUCUGUGCUGCUGCUGGCCAUUACUGAAGCUGAGAAGGAGUCAGACAGGGUCCGGGGCUGACUGUUGAGCAGUCAUCCAGAGCCCAAACACUGUUCGUCCUGUCCGACGAGGCACGACUGACCAGUUUCUAAUCACUACUGUGGUUCAACACGGACACUAUCCACUCUUUAGUGCUUUUAGAUGGUGACUAAAGGAUGCAUUUAAAGCAAAAUGAGUUGGUUCGUACAAAAUGCAUCAACCUCUUUGAGUAUGUAGUCAACCAAAAUAAUUCUGGUUUUAUGUGCCCAUUAUAUGAGACACUGUAUCUCUGAACUGUCCCAGAGAGUCCUCAACACAAUGAAGGCAAAAUCAAGUCACAUUCAAAAUCCUCAGUUUGUCCUCACUGUUACUCUGGAUUAGCAAACUGGUCAUUUAAAUCGUCAUAAUGAAAGCUUCACAGUGUGUUCUGUGGACUUUGCAGAGUAAUGGAGACGUUAAUGGUUCACAAAGUGAUCAUUGCUUUUAAAUUCAAGCCAAAUUUUUUGCCCUGACCAAAUAUCCGAACAAGAAUUUAAUAUAUUUGCUAUGUAAUCUGGUACAGACAUCAGUGCCUCCUUUUAAGAUUUUUUUUAAUGACAUCUGACAUCUCCUCUAGUAUCACCAGGUCAGAAUUUAAAUUUGACAGACACUGCUUUCUUCCAAGCAUCCUCACAGAUAUCUAUAACUCUGGGCACAUAAAACCAACAUUAUGUAAUUUAAUUUUAUGCAAUUCGGCUGACCGACCCAUUAAAAGCAGAGUACCUUAAAGGAAAGCUUUUAAGAUAUCUGUCUGGUUAAAAAUCCAAUCUCCCUCUGCUGUCCGCUCACAUCCCUGCUUUGGAGACUGACUCUGCUGGCUAGAUAUAGUCCUCCCACUCUUGCCUUUUCUGAGAGCCCACACGCAUCCAGACACAAACAAGUGCACUCUGUUACAUCUGCCAAUGCACUAGAUGGUUACUUGUAGUCGCUGUAGCACUAAUCCAUCUCUAUUGUUGGAUUAAGAUCUGUAUUUUAUAAAUGAUUUUAAAAAAAUACUUUACACCAAAUACAUGAACAUGUCACCCUCACCCUCACUCCCUCCUCUCCCUUCGACCUCCCCCUGAAGUGAUCGUUUGUGAGUCUGACAAGUCACUUUCAACUAAUCAUUGAAUAGAUCUUAUGUCAGUAUUAAAGAUUAUUUGGUUUGGUUUCCUAAUUGGCCAUUAGACUGGGAAGCUGAUGGUGCUUCCAAUGAACUGGUCGAUCAAUAUGCUGAAGCCACAGCUAACGAAGAGGAGGGAGGGAGGGAGGGGCGAGGGGAGUGAUCGCGGCUGAUCAGUCAUUGUGCUCGGAAGCUUUUGGAGAAAUGAAGCAAUACAGUGCCUCUACCAUCUGAUUUUUAUAAUUUAUGUUCUUCAUGCGUUGGAUUCAAGGGUGUGAAAAAGUUCCCAUUGUUGCACUUGUUUAUUUAUUUAUAAAAUCCCAUGAGUAUAAACCCAUGAAAUGUCGUCUCACAUGUGCUCGCUGACUGUAUAUACUGUUCAUUGUCACUAGAACUGUGAGUAAAGACACGCUAAUAGAGGAAUCGUUACGUGUAGUGCAUAACCAUGAGCCACACAUCACUGUAAGUACUGGGUCAGCAUGUGAUGAGGCAUUUUCUUUUUCAAAAUAAAAAUUCAGUAAUCAAA
This is a messenger RNA of Acanthopagrus latus (yellowfin seabream), 4794 nucleotides long. RefSeq names its product trafficking kinesin-binding protein 1-like. The coding region runs from base 365 to 3109 and encodes 914 amino acids. Gene Ontology annotation, molecular function: GABA receptor binding. Gene Ontology annotation, biological process: endosome to lysosome transport; neurogenesis; anterograde axonal transport of mitochondrion. Gene Ontology annotation, cellular component: dendrite. The record is from RefSeq and is a predicted model, not a curated record. The transcript has 16 exons. Lineage: Eukaryota; Metazoa; Chordata; Actinopteri; Spariformes; Sparidae.